CGCUGAUGUAGUUCGCAUUCCUAGUAUUUCUAAGAAUGGCUGAGCGAAAGGACAUUUGGCAAAGCCGAUAUUACGCGAUUCCUAGAUUAUACAUGACCUUAGCAGGACUAUGGCCAUACUAUUCGAUUCGCGAUAGAUAUCUGCACUUUGUACCAACGUUCAUAAUCUGUUCGAUCAUCCUUAUACCCAUGUUACUCUAUGUGCAAAUUGCCAUGACGGAUCUCAAUGAUCUGUUCGAGUGUAUGCCAACAAUUCUAAUCACGAUAAUAUUCAGUUUUAAAUUAGCGAGCUUAAUGGCAAACAGCGAGAAAAUAAAGACCUGUCUCAAGACUAUAGAGGAUGAUUGGUGGUCAUUAAAUACGGAUAGCGAGAAGGCUAUUCUACAACGGCAUACUACAUACGGACAAUAUUUGACGAUAUUUUACGCAGCCUUUAUGAUGAUGACGGGAGUGCUCUACAUGUUCAAGUCACUCGUGUUGAUAAUGAUAGAGGAGGAUACUUCAAAUUCUACCAGACUGGCCGUAACGAAACUACCCUUUCGCGUAGAAUACGGCUACAAAAUAGAUCAGUAUUUCUAUCUGAUACUUGUUCACUGUUAUCUAACUGUUUACUCUCACGUGACCGCCACGGUCGCCGCUGAUACCUUCUACUUCAUUUUGAUUCAACACGCCUGCGGGAUGUUCUCGGUUGUCGGACACAUGCUAGAACGUAUUGGUGAGGAUAUUAAUAUAAAUUUUAAUUCGAAACCCAACAAAAAGAACGACGAUAAUUACAUCAAAGUUUUUAAUUGCUUACGCAAGCAUCUACAUGUAAUAGAAUUCGCGGAAUUGAUCGAGUCCACGUUUACAAAAAUUUUCCUGGUCAGCAUUAGUUUAAAUAUGAUUGGUGGCAGUAUAUGCGGUAUUCAAGUUUUGAUGAAUUUAAACGACGCAAAAGAUAUAAUAGCACCUCUCGCUAUUUAUGUUGCUCAACUCACCCAUCUUUUCUUCCAAUUUUGGCAGGCCCAGUUUUUAUUGGAUUACAGCGUUACUCCAUACGAAUCGAUUUGCAGGGCAAAUUGGUAUUACACGUCAGAGAGAUGUAAAAAGCUAUUGCUUCUAAUCAUGAAUAGAACUGUAUCACCGUGCAGAAUAACUGCUGGCAAAGUGGCGACUCUAUCCAUUGAAAGUUUCGGCGUGUUGAAGACCUGUCUUAAAAUGAUGGAUGAUGAUUGGUUGUCGUUAAGUACGGAUGCAGAAAGAACUAUUCUUCAGCGGCACACCACGUAUGGGCGGUAUAUUACGCUAACCUAUGGAGUCUUCAUGCAGUGCGUGGGAAUUCUUCUCAUAUUGAAAUCCCUCGUUGUGAUACUGCUGGAGGACACUUCGGAUGCGACGGUGUCCACCCUAGUGGCGGAAGCGAAACUACCCCUCCGCGUGGAAUACGGGGAAACGUUGGACCGGUACUUGUUUCCGAUGGCGGUGCACAUUUAUCUAGCUGUCUUCUCCCACAUCAGCAUCACCAUCGCGGUUGACUGCUGCUACAUCGCUCUGAUUCGGCACGCAUGUGGGAUGUUCGCGAUCGUUGGACACACGUUGGAACACAUCGGCAAAGACAGCGACGGCAAUUUCGAUCUGAAACCCGACAAGAUAAGAGAUGACAAUUAUAACAGAGCUCUGAAUUGCCUGCGCAGGCAUCUGCAUGUGAUACAAUUCGCGGAAUUAAUCGAAUCUACGUUUACAAAUAUAUUCCUGGUCAGCGUUUGUCUGAACAUGGUCGGCGGCAGUAUGAUCGGUAUACAGGUGAUCUUGAACUUGAAUGACGCGAAGGAUAUCGUAGAACCCUUCGCUAUCUAUAUCGCUCAACUCAUUCAUCUUUUCCUACAGUUCUGGCCAGCCCAAUUUCUGAUAGAUUAUAGUACCCUUCCUUACGAAUCAAUUUGCAGAUCAAAUUGGUAUUACACUUCGGGAAGAUGUCGAAAACUUCUUUUCUUAAUCAUGAAUAGAAGCGUGUUACCAUGCAAAAUAACUGCUGGCAAGAUCGUGCCUUUGACUAUUGAAAAUUUUGGCAGGGUAAAGACUUCCUUAAACAUGAUACAAACGGACUGGAUGUCAUUAAAUACAGAUGUAGAAAAAAUUAUUCUGGAACAACAUACUAAAUAUGGGCAGUAUCUGGCGACAUUUUAUGCAGUGUUUAUGCAUACAACAGCAUGCCUUUUCGUACUUAAACCAGUUAUGCUAACCUUGCUCGAAGACAAUAUCUUCAAUGUAACAAAAUCUUCCGUUCCAUAUGCAUCGAGAUUACCUUUUCGCGUGGAAUAUGGCAAGAGAUUUAAUCAAUACAUGUAUCCAAUAGCGGUACAUUGUUACAUGGCCGUGUUUGCUCACUCCUUUGCCACAAUUGCAGUCGAUGGCUUGUACUAUACUUUGAUCCAGCAUGUUUGUGGAAUGUUCUCAAUUAUCGGAAAUGUACUAGAAAACAUUGGCAAAAAUAAUGAAGACAACUUUAAUGCAAAACCGGGCAAAAUAAAAGACGAUGAUUAUAACAAAACUUUGCACUGUUUACGUAGACAUCUUCUCGUGAUUGAACUUACGGAACACAUUGAAUCUUUAUAUACAAAAAUAUUUUUGGUGAAUCUUAAUUUAAAUAUGGUCGGUGGCAGUUUAGCCGGUAUACAAGUGUUGAUGAAUUUAAACAAAGGUGCAAGUGACAUUGCCGGUCCUGUUACUAUUUAUAUUGCACAAUUAAUUCAUUUGUUUCUUCAUUUCUGGCAAGCCCAAUUUCUACUGGACUACAGCAUCCUUCCGUACGAAUCUAUCUGCAAAGCAAAUUGGUAUUACACGUCGCAAAGAUGUCGAAAACUCCUUCUUCUAAUGCUGUACAGAAUGAUAACGCCAUGCAAAAUAACGGCUGGCAAAAUAGUGAUUCUAUCAAUCGAUACCUUCGCCACGGUUGUGAAAACUUCUCUGUCUUAUCUCACUGUAUUUCGUUCCUUCCAGUGAUAAUUUAGUGCAGCUAAGUAUUCACUGAAAACAAUUUAAAUUAAUACACGUCUGUUUAAUAGAUAUGUAAUAGAAAUUCAAUGUAUUAUUAGUAACUUGAAUUUUCGAUUUCAUAUACCAAUUUCGAUACGUUACGCUUGCUUCUGCGCAUUUAUGUUGCAUAUUUGAGCAAAUACCUAUCUGUUCGAAUAUUUUUAUGCUAAUUGUAAACAAAUUUUUAGAUAAAAUAUAGAUAAAUUUAGGUAAAUUGUGGAUGAAUUUUAUAUGGUAGAAAAAAACAAAACAAUUUAACGAUCUAUUUAUUAUAAAUUAUACGCAAUAAAAAUGGAUGAAA
Monomorium pharaonis (pharaoh ant) is the source of this 3315-nucleotide messenger RNA. RefSeq lists its product as uncharacterized. The record is from RefSeq and is a predicted model, not a curated record. The transcript is spliced from 21 exons. Gene Ontology annotation, cellular component: plasma membrane. Gene Ontology annotation, biological process: detection of chemical stimulus involved in sensory perception of smell; sensory perception of smell. Bases 36 to 2981 code for a protein of 981 amino acids. Lineage: Eukaryota; Metazoa; Arthropoda; Insecta; Hymenoptera; Formicidae. Gene Ontology annotation, molecular function: odorant binding; olfactory receptor activity.